AUGAACGCCUUGGAAUCAUUUGCGUUGCCGGAAGACCAAAGCACGACUGAUUCCGCUAGCCCAGAGCAUGUAGCGACACCUGUAGGAGCUGUGACUUCCCCCAAGUCUGAUACAGCCUAUCCGACACCCUCCAGUUCUAGCGGCAGGAUAACGCAACGCCAGCCCAUUGAUAUACAACUGUCAACUGACAGCCUCUAUCCAUCCCUGGCAACGACACCCAUGGGGCCUGCUACGCCCUUUGGGUCUAAUGCCACUCCUUCAUCUUAUCCAACCCCCUCUUCAUAUGUUGAAUCUCCCCCGGCGGAAGAGUCACGUACUCUUCAGGAACCCAGAAUCCCGAGUCAGAAAUGUAGUAAAGGUAGUAUAUUGCCCUUAUUAAAGGCGCUCGAACUUCCUGUUGAAUAG
This is a messenger RNA of Aspergillus versicolor CBS 583.65, 405 nucleotides long. RefSeq lists its product as uncharacterized. The transcript has 3 exons. Lineage: Eukaryota; Fungi; Ascomycota; Eurotiomycetes; Eurotiales; Aspergillaceae. Bases 1 to 405 code for a protein of 134 amino acids. The record is from RefSeq and is a predicted model, not a curated record.